GACCAUCCCAGGGCUGAUUAUGAGUUUAAAGUAAUGCAGAAGUCUCUGAAGAUGGAACAAAAAUCACAACACAAGAUUGAAAAGCUCACAUGUGGAGAUCGCCUGCCUGCCUACAUGACAAAUCUUGUUAUGAUCCUGUUAAUGAUCGGCGUAACGUUUGCCAUUGUGUUUGGUGUGAUCUUGUACCGAAUCUCCACCAAAGCUGCUCUUCACAUGAGUUCUAGUCAAAUCUCCAGAAACCACAUACAGCUGACAGUAAAAACCACCGCUGCCAUCAUCAACCUGGUGGUCAUCCUCAUUCUGGAUGAAGUCUACGGAGCUGUGGCCCGAUGGCUCACUGUUCUGGAGGUGCCAAAGACUGAGAAAAGUUUUGAAGAACGGCUCAUCUUUAAGACCUUCGUUCUCAAGUUUGUAAAUGCGUUCACCCCCAUCAUCUACAUCGCUUUCUUCAGAGGAAGGCUGGUAGGGAGACCAGGGAGGUACCUGUACGUGUUUGAGUCUUACAGGAUGGAGGAGUGUACCCAUGGAGGCUGUCUAAUGGAGCUGUGUAUCCAACUGAGCAUCACUAUGUUGGGAAAGCAACUUAUACAAAACAACCUUUUUGAGAUUGGAGUGCCCAAACUGAAGAAACUUAUUCGAUUCAUUCGUUCCAAACAAGCAGCUUUUCAUGGAGAAGAGAGGAAACAGAAGUUGCAGCGAUACGAAACUGAUCAUUUCUUGGAACCAUUUGCUGGGUUAACCCCUGAAUACAUGGAAAUGAUCAUCCAGUUUGGUUUUGUAACAUUGUUCGUAGCAUCGUUCCCACUGGCUCCCCUCUUUGCUCUGCUCAACAACAUUAUUGAAAUACGGCUUGAUGCUAAGAAAUUUGUGACAGAACUGCGAAGACCAGUGGCAGCAAGAGCCAAGGACAUAGGUAUCUGGUAUGACAUACUUAGAGCUGUGGCAAAAGUGGCUAUCAUCAUCAAUGCCUUUGUAAUAUCCUUCACUUCAGACUUCAUCCCACGAAUGGUCUACCAGUAUAUGUACAGUCCUGAUGGCUCCUUGCAUGGCUUUGUGAACCAUACUUUGUCCUACUUUAAUGUCAGUCACUUUGAGCAAGGCAAAGAAACCAUGGAUCCUCUGCAUCUUGGCUAUUCUGUUGAUGUUUGCAGGUAUAAGGACUACAGAGAACCUCCCUGGUCUUCCACACCGUAUGACAUCUCCAAGGAAUUCUGGGCAGUGCUAGCUGUGAGACUCGCCUUUGUUAUUGUUUUUCAGAACGUUGUGAUGCUGAUGAACGAUAUUGUCGACUGGUUAAUCCCAGACAUCCCCAAAGACAUCAGCCAGCAGAUUCACAAAGAGAAGAUUCUCAUGGUUGACCUCUUCAUGAAAGAAGACCAACGAAAAGAAGACCAACGUAUGAUCAAUCUGCGCGAGGCGGGGGGCUCGUCGGGCAUCGAGAUGUUCAGGAGGAGCACACAUGCUCAUCCGUUCACCACAGACACCAACAGCACCAAGACAUUCUGACAUCAGGAGCAAAAGUUAGUUCAGCUCGAUAUCAGCUAACUGGUUUUUGUUGUGCCAAGAACAUUCCAACAGCUGGAGAGCAGCUGGCUUACUGAGUGUGACAGAGGCAAAGGUGUGCUCAGAUGUCUUCAUUUGUGUGGAUAGUUAUGAAAAACGUCAGUCCAUUCAUGCUUACAGUACUAAGCACUAAUUUAUAUGUCAACUUUUACUCAACUUUGCAUGCAUUUAAACCUGUUAGUUCUUAUCACCUAAAUAUUGUAGACAAAUUCUAAAUGUUUAUGCCUUCCUACAAAGUGCUGCUCAGCUCUAGUUUACCUUCACUGUUCUGUAGAACAAGGAUUUCUUUUCAAUCAGUGAACAGAAAGAGAAGUUGUGAACAACAAUGUCGAUUUUCUGCACUGUUUUAGGCUGUCCCAAUUCAUGGGCUGCAUCCCCAUAAGUGCGCAUUUGUUGUCUGCCUACGUCAUUGCCCUGCAAGUGCUGUCCCAAUUCGAAGGCAGAGGAAUGUGGCCCACAAAAUCUCAAAAAUCAAGGAUGAAUCUGAGAAAGUGGAAGUCUGAAUAAUAGCAGGAACCCACUUAUCUUGGGCCGUAUCUGAAAACCCAAACCAAACAGCCCAGCAAGUUGAAUCUAAGCAAAGACUCUCUGUACAAACUCAAAACUUCUAAAAACACUUCUUCCACUCAAUUAAUGAUGAACUGACCUCAUAAUGUGUUUCUCUUCCUGGUUACACCCCUGGAGGUGUUGCCUUUUAUGUAAGAUAUUAAAGUAACCAACUUUGUUUAUACUACAGCCAGAACACAUUGAUAAUUGUCACAUGGCAAUAUACUAUUUUGUGGAUUGAUGUAUGUGCUGCUGCUACUACACCGGAAUUUCCCCGCACUGUUAUGAUUUUUGUCUGUGUUAAGUGUUUUUAUUUUUAGUUUCUGUCAUGUUCAUGUUUCCUUCCUCCU
Messenger RNA from Austrofundulus limnaeus, 2459 nucleotides. RefSeq names its product anoctamin-1. Gene Ontology annotation, biological process: chloride transmembrane transport. Gene Ontology annotation, cellular component: plasma membrane. NCBI's taxonomy places the organism in Eukaryota, Metazoa, Chordata, Actinopteri, Cyprinodontiformes, Rivulidae. The record is from RefSeq and is a predicted model, not a curated record. Gene Ontology annotation, molecular function: protein dimerization activity; intracellularly calcium-gated chloride channel activity.